Molecule: messenger RNA, 1689 nt
Organism: Photinus pyralis (common eastern firefly)
Lineage: Eukaryota; Metazoa; Arthropoda; Insecta; Coleoptera; Lampyridae
Product: nucleolar protein 56-like
Exons: 2
Coding region: 97-1554 (485 amino acids)
Cellular component (GO): small-subunit processome; box C/D methylation guide snoRNP complex
Molecular function (GO): snoRNA binding
Source: RefSeq, a predicted model, not a curated record
GAUAACUUUCUGGGCAUGCGUAUAUGGGAACUUGUAGUGUUUUUAAUUCCACAUGUUUUGUUUAAAUAAUUAUUACAAAUUUUUAAAUAAAUUAUAAUGACCCAGUUAUAUGUGCUCUUCGAGCAUGCCGCUGGCUAUGGCAUAUUCAAAGUUAAAGAGUUCGAAGAAAUUGGAAUGCUGUUACCGCAGGUGGAAGCGUCAAUUAGUGACUUAUCAAGAUUUAACAGCGUCGUGAAGCUGGUGGGGUUUUCUCCGUUUAAAAGUGCCGUCACUGCACUCGAAAGUAUCAACGCUAUAUCAGAAGGUCUCCUUCCAGAAGAUUUAAUGCACUUCAUAGAUAUUACGGUACCUAAAAGUGGUAAGAAAGAAAAAGUUUGUUUGGGCGUCUUCGACCCUAAGCUUGGGGCUGCCAUCACCGAGUCUUUAGGCAUUCAAUGUAACCAUGUGGGUGCGGUUCCUGAAAUUCUCCGAGGUAUUCGGCAUCAUUUUCCUAACCUUGUAAAGGGUUUUACUUCGAAAAGUUCCGCAGUUGCACAGCUUGGCUUGGGUCAUUCCUAUUCUCGUGCGAAAGUGAAGUUCAACGUGAACAGGGUUGACAACAUGAUCAUUCAAUCGAUUGCAUUACUUGAUCAGCUGGAUAAGGAUAUUAACACGUUUGCGAUGAGAAUAAGAGAGUGGUACUCCUAUCACUUUCCAGAAUUGGUAAAAAUUGUUCCAGAAAAUUAUAUGUUCGCUCAAUUGUGCAAGUUUAUCAAGAAUCGUAAAGACCUCACACAAGAUUCUGUGGAAGGAUUGGAGGAGAUUGUUAUGGAUUCAUCCAAAGCACAAGCCAUAUUAGACGCAUCACGAUCAAGCAUGGGCAUGGAAAUCAGUCCCAUCGAUAUGAUUAACAUUGAAAUGUUUGCUAGUCGUGUUAUUGCAUUGGCUGAUUACCGCAAACAACUUUCUGAAUAUUUAAAAACAAAGAUGGGCGAUAUUGCUCCUAAUCUAGCCACCUUAAUCGGAGAUCUUGUUGGGGCAAGAUUAAUAGCACGAGCGGGCUCUUUGACAAACCUUGCCAAGUAUCCGUCUUCAACUGUACAAAUUUUGGGAGCUGAGAAAGCUUUGUUUAGAGCUUUAAAAACCCGAGGCAACACCCCAAAGUACGGACUUCUAUUUCAUUCGACAUUCAUUGGACGGGCGGCAGUUAAAAAUAAAGGUAGAAUUUCCCGAUAUUUGGCGAACAAAUGUUCAAUCGCUUCAAGAAUCGAUUGCUUUGCCGAGCAACCCACGAACAUUUUCGGAAAUAAACUCAAGCAGCAAGUGGAAGAUCGGCUUAAAUUUUACGAGACUGGAGAUAUUCCUAAAAAAAAUAUUGAUGUUAUGAAAGAAGCCUUAGAAGAAGUUCAGUUGGCUACGAAAACGGAAAAGAAGAAAAAGAAGAAGCGUAAAUCGGAAUCGAAUCAUGUAUCAAAUGCCACCAAUGGAUCUGUUGCAGAGGAAACUCAGAAUUCAGAUGAACCGCCCAAGAAGAAGAAGAAAAAGAGUAAGAAACAGAGCGAGAAUCAAAAUUGAGGUAGUUUCAUACUUUUAUUUUUAAAAUAUCUAUGUAGUUUGUAAGUUUGUUUAUUUGUGGAAUUAACGAUUAAGAGGGUAAGCAAAAUUGUAACAUUCUUGAAAAAUUAGCAAUUAAAAAUAUUAUAUUAGUUA